Messenger RNA from Amoebophrya sp. A25, 4723 nucleotides. Lineage: Eukaryota; Dinophyceae; Syndiniales; Amoebophryaceae. The record is from the annotation of a GenBank genome assembly.
AGGCUUUUUUAUGAGGUUCCUCAUUCUUUCGAAUGGUCUCCUAGUAAAAGUGACGAUUUAAUUGAUGAAAAUUAACGAUUCCUGAAGAAAAUUGAUUCAUAAUUUUGCUGUAGACAUAAAAAUCGAUCUUCAAAUUCAAAUCAACUUCUGUGGUUUUUCCAACAUUGUCAAUCCUGGAUCAUGUCGACUGUUCAACCGUAUGCAAACUCUUUUGCUGCACCUCAGCAAGGAGGCGGCUUCAACAAUGGUGACAUCCACACUGCGGGUCAGCCGCAAUACAACUACAACGAUGCCUAUGCAGGUGGAGGAAGUCGUGCGAUGCCGAUGCAGCCGGCGCAACAACAACAGUACCAAGCAGCGGCUUCCUACGAGGACCAAGCUGGAGGAGCUUAUGCAGUUGGGGGAGGCGAACAACAGCCUCUGCUGAUGGUCCCUGGAGGUGUUGGUGGUGGUGCGACGAAAGAAAGAGCCGAACGAAGCACCAAGAGCUAUCGCUGUGCGUUGUUGACGACCAACAUCUUUUUUACCAUCCUCAGCAUCUUCUUCUUAAGGCAGCUCCUUCACCAUGAUAUUCAGCAUGAUCUUUUACCUUGAAGAAGAGAAAGGCAACCAAAAGUAAAAGAGCGUCCUCUUCCUCAGCUUUAAUAUCCUUGGACUCUUCUUCAAGACCGUCAUACCGAUCAUAUUCAGCCAAGACCGUCAGAGAGAGGUAAAUCAAUAUGAAUAUCUCUUACAAGGAAGUCAGAGGUGGUGCUCAGCAUCUUUUACAAGACAGAUCUUCAGCAUCUUCUUUGAUACAUUACGUAGAUAGUUUUGGUUUUCAAGGGGUGGAAAAGUGAAGAUGCGCCUCGCCAAGAUGUAUUUAAGUAUCUUUGACAGCACGUACUUAAUAUUAAAAUUAAAUAGAAGGUUGAACAAGGGGAAAAACGUCAGACAAGAUGCGCGUGCGCCGAGUCGUGUUCUUCAAGAUGAAUAUUUACAACGUAGAUGAUACUGAUAGGCUGUUCGUGUAAGUCGAAGCUUACGUUGUCAGUUACCUCUUACAACCAAUGAUAAAUAGAGGUCAUUAUGGUCCGUCGUCUAAUCUUUCUUGCGUUUUUGAUUCUCUUCGUUAUCUUCGAUCCGGCUCUGGUGCCGUUGUUGGGAGUGUAUUUCGAAUCUGGGUUUCUUUUGGGCGCAGCGAGUUUCGUCACGACCUUCUCCUCUUACAAAGGGGGUCUCUACGCUCUCUCGAUGAUCCAGACGGUUUCCAUGAUGCUGUUGUGGCUCUUUCUGGACAUUCUCUGUUGUACCCGCAUUCAACGGAAGAAGCUGUUCCCGAUGCUGACUAAGACUCGCUUCGUCUUGAUUGUUACGUGGAUCCUUUCCGGCUUUCUGUUGGUCAUUUUUGGAUGCAGUGCUGCUCGGAUGAUAUCGGGCGUGGCGGAGCCGGUGACUCCCUUCGUUCUGGGUUUCCCGCAAGCACGUGCUUUGAGCGGGUGGCCUUUCAACGUUCAAAUUCCCCUCCUUUAAGGCUAUUCGAAAUCUUAAAAUAACAGCAAGUAAGUAACUAAGUUCAAGAACAGUAGUGUUCUUCUAAGUUAGUAGCUCUCUUUCUUAGAUCACUUUACUAUUACUCGGUUAUUUCAGUUUUUCCUUUUCGAAUAAGUAGCUAGUCGCAGUGAAGGAAGAAACCCCGUGCUGGGUACCUCAGCAUCUUCAGAUCGUUAUCCAAGGCAGUUGAGAUAUUCUAUUUCUACUUGGAGGUUACGGGAUUAACAUGAAGUCUAUUAAGCAGCAUGAGCAUGUUGAGAAUUUGAGCAAGAUUAUAAUGACAAUGGGAUGAGUCAGUCGGUGAUGUUGCAUUUGCGAAGAUGUGAAUCUAAAGCACAAGGUCUCAUGUAAGUAGGAAAGAUGAACUAACUGAUUGCGUGCUUGCCCUUUCUAGCUUUGUGACUAGAUCAGAGAAGAGAAGACUGAUGAUCUACUCUAGUACUUCUAAAUCUUGGGUGCUGGGGGAAAAAACGGAGGUGAGCAAGCUUUUAUCCAGAUGUCCAUGAUCGCGUCGCCCGCUAUUCAAAUGGGCGAAAUGAGUGUUGACCGCAGUACGAUUGAAGGUUAAGGCUCAACCUUCAUUGAUCACUGAGAGUCGUACGAACGUAGGUCACAACUGACAUCGAAGAGCGAAGAUCCCGUGAGAGAAAAGGGGAAAACAAGGGGAAAGGGGAGAGCUCUGGAGGUGCCUUGUUCCUUCCGCAUCAGUGAUCAAUGACUUUAUGUUCGACCUUUAAGAAGGGUUCGCAGGGCAACGGCUUAGCGAUGAGCAAUAUACUCUGAUUCAGGAGCGAUUCGGUCAAGCCGUGGAAGCAAUGGGGCCGGAGCGAACAAUCGAAACCCUCGCUGCGAUGACAAGGCCUGGUGCAGUGAUGCCCCAGUUACCUCCUGAAGUUCUGCAACACUUAAGGCCAGUCAGUCACUUGAAUUUCACUAUCUGGUCGAUCGUGUAUCGUAAGAAUUUCAUCGCACCGCUUCAUUCUUGAACUUGAUAUUCUAUAAGGUCCUCUACAUGCUUAUUUCAGUAUCUGGUCGUGUGAGGUAAGUAGUAUCUUCUAUCCGUGACGUCUGAAGAUCGAUCCUGUGACAGACUUCUUGAAGUCGCGGCGCUCCAAUAAAAGGCGAUCAAGUAGAUAUAACAAGAUAGAUAUUUGUGAGGGAGAACAAGGAUGCAAGGUGGAAAGCUACCUCCACAAGUACAACUCACUCAGCUCACUGCUCAUCAAGAAAAAGAUUCACUGCUUCCCCUUAUUUUUAACAAGGGUGAAAAAGCACUACAUCAACCCGUGCAUUCGUAUCACUUUCAUCAACCAUUGAUGAAAGUACUCUUAGUUUUAGAUAGUGACGGUGACUGACUAGCGUUAAGAUGUAUUCCUUCCGAGUUGGAAUUCCCGCAGGCUGGACAACCUAUUCCUCAAGACAACCCGGUGAAUCGGGUGAUUCUUAAGGCUACCGCUGAAGCAUGUCUCCUUAGUAUCAUGGUGAAUCAUGAUGAUGAUCAUUGUUGUUCUCAUAGAUUAAUAUAAGUAGAUGAGAACGGCUUACCGGUUCCUCGCUCAAUGAUCAAAUUUGAAGGGCGUGUAGACACUAGAAUAACAACAAAAAAUAUCCUGAGAAGUCUGGUCGGCAUACCUGACUUUAGUAGUUGUAGAUUUUGCCGGCGGCUUACCGGUUUCUCGUUCAUUAAUUAAGUGCUCCGGGCGUGUAGACAAUAGGACAAAAAGCGAGCUAUAAGAGACGUGACGCGUUCCUUCUUUUUCUACUUGAAAAAGAAGCCAUCCCCAAGGAUACUAUUACUCUCAAAGAGGAAGAUGCUAACGCGGUAGCUCUAACAUUCAGAAAGCUGGACCUAAGGGCAAGGCCAUCGCACGCCUGGCUCAGAAGGCAGCAGCGAAGCCGGGAGGCAAUUUGGUCGAGGUUGGAGACGGGCAAUCAAUGGAUCCUGCUCUUACUGCACUGAUUCCGGAAAACAUACAAACUUUAAGGCUCCUAGUAGUACAACUAGUCGAUUACAACAACUACUAUCUAUCAAUAGGCUUAGGUAUUUUGAUUCCUUUCGAAGGUAAUUGUUAACAAGGUUCAUCUUACCAUAUGUAUCUCAACAUUUGAUGGUCGAUACAACAACAUCUAAGGGGAUAGAGACUAUUGAGUAUAUUACCUAUACAACAUCUAAUUCUAAGGGGAUAGAGACCAAUCUUGAGUAUAUUACCCCUUCCUCUAAAACAAAUGUUUCCGAAGUUAGCAGCUGGUGCUCCGCCACUGCAGUUGAAGGGAGGCGCAAUCGUUUUUGGUCGUAUUUUCAUGGAUAUCAUCAUGAUUGUGCUCUGCGUCACCUUGGGACUUUGGAUUAUUCUCAGCUACAACAAGUUGGAGAAAUUGGAGGAAGGAGACGACGGGUAUCUUCAGCCCUAGAGGACUGAAAGCAACAGAACAUGCAGGAAAAGGAGACAAGGACGCCGGGUAUCUUCAGCCCUCGUAGAGUCCUAGCAUCUCGGAGGAAGGGUCUCGAGAAGCAAGUUGCUGUUAGGGAUGAGGAGACGAUGGGGGACUCCUUAGAAGAUUGGACGGAAAUUAUGGAUGCUACAAGUAUAGAAAUAGAGAACAAAUCACAACAAAAACAAGCAGUCGAUUAGCGAGGGAGCAACGGCUUCGUGGUUCCCUUUGUUCUGAGAAGAAAUCGAAAUUGCCUUUUACCGACAGUGCUCGAAAAAAUGGAAAAUAACGAAAAGACUUCUAGGAGUAGGAAUUAGCUUACUCUCUCUUCCCGAUUUCUUUGAACUUGAAGCUAUCGCAACACAGGUAUGAGUACGACUGUUUUUCUCUUUGAUCAUUACUCAUCUGCUCGGAUUUCGUGCACCGUUCUUUCCGCUUCAAAGCUUAUUUGAAGCUAUAACUACUUGUGCCGGAGGUAGAGCUAGAGACUUUUGAUGUGGAUAUAAAUGAACUUCAAAACGGCGAAAAAAGAAAUACUUAAAGAAUAAUCAAUGAUAACGAAUGAAAAUGUAUGAACCACGUCGACGUGAACAUCUAUGUUGAUUAGUUGGAAGAAUAGUUGUUUGGGAUGCGGUAUGAUGAUGAAGAAUAGUUGUUGGAGAAUUGAUAAGUAUACUUGGUUCGUUCCUGGGAGCAGCUGAGAAGAUGAUGUUUCGCUGCAGGGAGCGACUGUUGGCAUAUCUAAAAAAUGUGGAAA